Molecule: messenger RNA, 594 nt
Organism: Paramecium tetraurelia
Lineage: Eukaryota; Ciliophora; Oligohymenophorea; Peniculida; Parameciidae
Exons: 3
Molecular function (GO): aminoacyl-tRNA deacylase activity
Source: RefSeq, a predicted model, not a curated record
AUGAUUUAAAAUGAGAUAGCGGAAUGCAUGAAAAAGAUGACGACUUACCUUGAUUAGAAUGGUUACAAGAAAUUCAAACUAUUCUAAGCUUAACCAAAUUAUUUUGAUUUGAACUAUGAGGAGAGGAAAGAAUUAUUAUAAGCACCCUCUGUAGAUCAUUUAUGCAAAUCUAUUAUCAUGGAAAAUACAAAAUACGAUGACUCCUAUCCUGAUAAUGAAGUCAACCCAAAAUAUAUCUGUGUAGUAGUUCAAUACAUCACAAAACUAUAAGGAGAAAAGAUUAAUAAAUAUUUUAAAUAGUUAUAGAAUCAGAAGUAUCCUGAUAAAUAAAUUUCUAGAAAUAAAUUACAUUUCAGAUUAACCUCAGAUGAAAUGUCAUAUCAAUUAAGUGGAUAUUAAUUUAAUGCAAUUACCCCUUUUAAUAUGGUGCAAAACAUGCCUCUCUUGAUUUCUGAUAGAAUAUUGAAUUUGGAGUAUAUAUGGUUUGGAGGUGGACAUACAGAUGUUAAAUUGAGGAUGGAUAUAAAAGAGAUGUGUACUCUUUAUCCCAAUAAAGUCUAUUAUUCUGAUAUUAUAAUGCCAUAACAAGAAUGA